This is a messenger RNA of Fusarium vanettenii 77-13-4, 945 nucleotides long. RefSeq lists its product as uncharacterized. Lineage: Eukaryota; Fungi; Ascomycota; Sordariomycetes; Hypocreales; Nectriaceae. The record is from RefSeq and is a predicted model, not a curated record. The transcript has 4 exons. Bases 1 to 945 code for a protein of 314 amino acids.
AUGGUCAAAGUCACAGUUGCUGGUGGCUCUAACGGUCUUGGUCGAGUCAUUGUCCGUGCCAUUGCAGCCACCGGCAAACAUGAGGUUUCGGUGCUCUCAAGACAGCACAAAGAAACUGAUUCCAUUCCCGUGCUGGUUGCAGAUUACUCUAGUCCGGAGAGUAUCGCUGAUGUCCUCCGGUCCAACGGCACUGAAGUCGUCAUCUCUACCAUCGGCAUCCUUUUUGAAGAUACCCACCAGGCUCAAAUGAACCUUAUCGAAGGUGCUGAAAAGUCUGGAACUGUUAAACGAUUUGCCCCUAGCGACGGGUACCCGUGCCAAGUCCCCGGCCUCGAGGGCUACAAGGGCAACACCUACAAGAUUGAGGCUGUCAAGAAAUUGAGAUCCACUAGCAUGGAAUCUACCCGCUUCAUCAUUGGGUUUCUGAUGGAUUACUACGGUGCCCCGGCUGAGUUGCCUCCUGUCUUGCCUCUUGCCGUGGUCCUUGACAUGGAGAACAACAAGGCAGCUUUACCUGGUACCGGUGAUGACAAGGUUACUCUGACGCAUUCCGAAACGAUUGGCAAAUUUGUCGCCGCCAGUUUGAAUCUGAAGGAGUGGCCCGAGAAGUCGUGGAUCAUCGGGGACACGUUGACUUGGCGGGAGGCACUUGGUCUUGUUGAAAGCGCGCGCAAGAUCAAGUUUGAUGUCCACUUCGACUCCAUCGAUGGCCUGAAAGAGUCGAAGAUUACGGAACUCCCUGGCAACGUCUCAAAGUAUGGGUUAGUUGGAAAGCCAUUCAUCGACGGAAUGAUGUCGCUUUGGUCUCUGGGAUUCGCCUGGGGCUGGUAUGACUUGACUUCGUACAAGAAGUCUGAAAAGACACUGAAUGAGGUGUUUCCAGAGUUGGAGACGCUCACGUUCAAGAGCUUCAUUUCACGCUGCUUUGAGGAAGAGGUAAAGUGA